AGUGGCAUACAAGGUCUCAAACUGAGUAAACCCAGGAGUAGAGAAAAUACAUGUAUUUUUCCUGUAUAGCCUGUGUACGCCUUUCGGUGCCAGAACUAGAGAAGCCAGCUUGCUUCCGUAUGUGAAUCAUUGCUCAAGCAGCCUGCUUCUUCGUGAACUGUGGUUUUCCUCUGAAGGAAGAACAGAAAACACUGAAUUACUCAGUCUGCUAUACACACAUGCUGACACCAAAAAGAAAAGAGCGCUUCCAUUAUGAGAAAAGCGAAUAUCCCUCAAGUCGGAUCUGGGAUGAAGACUUCUGCUCGUAAUAUGAAUGCACAGAGCAAUAAGGGACAGAGCAGCCAUGGGACAGAUCGGGCCAAAUCCAUUCCAACAAUUGCCUUUGGGAUGAAGACCUCUAGGUCAACCAAUUCUCUAGCGUUUGAGUCCCGGCUGAGCAGGCUGAAAAGAGCAAGCAGUGAUGACAUGCUCACAAAGCCAGGGGGCAGUACAGCUGCAACUACCUCCAGACUGAAGAAGACUAUUACUACAGGUGCCAUCUCAGAGCUGUCAGAGAGCAAGUACAGAAGCACCACAGGUGGGGUCUUGGCUACUAGGAGGACUGGUAUACCAACUCCCCGUGAUCUGCCAACACCAAUAGCAAGAGAUAGGACAACUUUACGACCUCCAACUACUACUGCAUCUAAAAAAACACUACCAAGUCCUACAUCUCCUAGUACUUCUACACCUGCAAAGAGUAUCCGUUCUUCCCCCAAACCUAAACAUGACAAUGAAUCCAACAACCCUUCUGUGUUGGAAUCGCAUGUUAAAGAGCUAUUGGCCGAAGCAAAAACAAAAGAUUUUGAAAUUAGUAAACUUCGGAGUGAACUGCAGAAAUGCAAAGACAAGGAAUGUCCAAGCCCUGACAUCCCACCCUCCCUGGAAGCAUCCACGGAGGUUCAGCUGAUAGAGGGUACCAACCCUGAAGUAUUGUUAAAGGCCCUUCAGGGCAAGAACUUAUUUUUACAGAAAGAGCUUGCUCUUUUGCGUCAGGAAAAUGAAGACCUAAAGCAGAAACUGCACAGCUUAGAGCAGUCUCCUCUUUCAGAUACUAUAAGCAGCAAUGGAACUUAUAGCAGUAUCCUAUCGCCUUCUACCCAGGCGACAAGCACUGGGAGCAAGGUGAAGAGCUCUUUCACAGAAGAGCCUGAGAACAGCCAUUUGCUUGGCAGAGGAAAUGGCCUUACUAUAUCUGGUUCAUCAAGCAGUGAUGUCACUAAAGCCUCCCUUUCUCCUGACUCGGAUUUUGAGCACCUAGCUGAUGUGCCUUCCAGACCUGGGUCAUCUGGAAGUAUUGCAUGCCAAGGCUCAAAAUGUUCGACUAGUGGUAGCUCCCCAAAUAACAUUAGUGAACUCUCUGUAGCCUCAUUGACUGAAAAAAUACAUAAGAUGGAAGAAAACCAACAUAGUACUGCAGAGGAACUUCAAGCAACACUACAGGAACUCUCUGAUCAAAAUCUAAUGGUACAGGAGCUAACGUUAGAAAGUGAAAAGCUUGUGGAAGAAAAAGCUUUUCUGGAAACCUCCCUACAGCAGCAAAGACAAAGGGCAGAUCAGCUGAGUCAGGAAAAUGAGAAGUUGAUGGCCCUUCUCCAAGACAGGGCAAAGACAGAGCAAACACAGGUUCAAAGCAAACUUACAGAGGUAGAAAAGAAAUACUCAGAGCUUGUGGAAAAGUCUCAGUUUGAAAGGGAAAAAUUGCUCAAUAUUCAGCAACAACUUACCAGUAGUUUGAGAAGCCUCGAAAAAGAACACCAGGAGGCUCAGGUGAUGACAAAAAGACUGAAAGAAGAAACUGGACAAAUGCAAAAUCUCCUUGAAACUGAGAGGAAAGAGAAAAGUGGUGUCGCCAAGACAGUGGAAGACCUAAAAGUCACCAUUGAAGGUUUUAAAAUUGAAGGCAGCUGUUUAAAGGCUCAACUAGAUGGUGAGCGCCAUAAAGUGGCUGAAAUGACAGCCAUGGGAAACACCCCCGAGAACUGUGAGGUUCAAGAAAUGCUGAAUUCUACUUACAAGGAGAAAGAACAUCUAGAAAUGACAUGUUCCGAACUUCGCCAAGAGCUCUUAAGAGCCAGCAGUGAAGUCAAGCAGUUACAGUGUCUUCUGGCUAAGGUGGAAACGGAGUGCCACGACCUGAAGCAGCUGGGAGACCAGAGAGAGGAACAACUGAAAUGUGCAAACCUGAAGCUUCAGGAGAAGAGUUCUGAGAGAGAAACAGAAAUCAAGGACAUGAAGGACACCAUUUUUGAGCUGGAGGAUCAAGUGGAGCAGCAUCGUGCUGUCAAACUUCAUAACAACCAGCUCAUCAAUGAUCUGGAAAACAAAGUUGACAAACUGGAAGAACAAAAACAAGAUCUGGAGAGACAAUUAAAGGGCCUUUACAAGCAGAUGAAGGAGGAUGCUGAAGAAUGGAAGCGAUUUCAAGCAGAUUUACAGACGGCAGUGGUGGUUGCCAAUGACAUUAAAUGUGAAGUUCAGCAGGAAUUGCGGGCUGUAAAACGAAGGCUGCACGAGGAAGAAGAGAGGAACGCCCAGCUUUAUGGAGAACUAGAAGACAUGAAGGGCAGCAGGAAGGUAUUGCUUGAAGAUAAUCCAGUAGAUGGGGAUGAUUCAAUCCGAUGGCAGGGAAUUGGGAUCAACCAAGUAUCAAACUCUUCUAGCGACCUUUCAGCUACAGUGAAAUCUUUAAUCAAAUCGUUUGACACGGGUCCCCAAGGUGGUGCGGGUCCCAACGUUCCUACUCAGUCCACCCCUCGCAGUCCUCUGAGUGGGAUACCAGUGAGGACAACUCCGGCUCUUGCUGUAUUGCCAAUGCAGCGACUCUCUGCUUCCAGCCCUUUGAAGCUCUCAAGUAAAGAUUUGGAGAAGCAAUUAGAUUUUACAGAUAAAGUGAAGGUGCAGAGAGAUGACCAUACUCCAGACCGUUUUCCCCGCAAGAGCCCCUCCCUGGAGUCUCUCAAUACUGCAUUGGGCUUUGGGUCAAGAACAUCUUCACCCUUUGCACUGGAACCCGUGUCGCCUCAGAGCAAACUCAGUGUGGAAAGGAAAGAUCCCUUAGCUGCCUUAGCCAGAGAAUAUGGAGGCUCCAAGAGAAAUGCUUUGCUCAAGUGGUGUCAGAAAAAAACUGAGGGUUAUUCGAAUAUCGAUAUAACAAACUUCAGCAGCAGUUGGAGCGACGGCUUGGCUUUCUGUGCCCUUCUUCACACAUAUCUGCCAGCUCAUAUACCAUACCACGAGCUCAACAGCCAAGACAAGAAAAGGAAUCUAAAAUUGGCAUUUCAAGCUGCUGAAAGUAUAGGAAUAAAGGCCAGUCUGGACCUGAAUGAGUUGAUGUUCACUGACCGUCCAGAUUGGCAGAGUGUGAUGCACUAUGUGUCUCAAAUCUACAAAUACUUUGAGACCUAAAGGAAAGAUUGUGAAAGAGCGAUCACUACAAAGGAAGCACAUAUUCACUUUAUCAACCAGGUCCUUGCUAGUAUACACAAAUCUUCUUCCUAUUACAAGACCUGGCUUUCUAAUGGAACUUUUCUGUGCACUGUGUUUACUGUUGGUGGCAUGUGCCACCAUAAGUCUAGCGGCAUCCCAGUCUCCAUGCCAAUGGCUUGGGUUUGCUACUGUGUAUACCCUCACCCCCCCCCCUCCCCAAAUAAUAAGAUGUGCCAUAUAUAUUCCAGUACUGCCACAUAAAGUCCAGUGGAAGGUGCAGUUACUGACCUUGGGUCACCAAAACUGUUUUAAUAUCCAUUCUUCAUCUCCUUGAUGCACACAGCUUUUCAAAACAAAGCCAUGAAAAAAUACCUUUUUCUGCUGGUCACAGAAACGUUUUUAUCACCUUUCUACAAAGUGUAACUUCUGCCAUAUUAACUGUACUAAUCAUUUUGCUAAACAUGUACAAUGGUUGUGGACUUUAGGAGGUGCCUGAUUUCAGAAUGCUGACCAUAGACCUUUGGAAAACAAAAUUUGUACUGCUCAACCCAGUGAGCAGAUCGUUCCACACAGGGUGCUAACGAGUUGAAAGUUUCAUUUUCGGAACAUCAGACGUAUCCUGCAUGAGACAUGCACACCUCUCCAGGCUGUAAUGAACACUCACUCACUCAAGAGUUUACGCGCACGUUAACCUCUUCACUGCCAGAAGCACGUGGCAACAAGACCAACCAAGCAUUUGGAAUGGAGCUUGUUUUGUUAAUAUAUGCAAUGACCAUAAAGCCAAGAAAGUCACUUUCUAUAGCCAGGGGACUGUGAUCGUAUACAAUGGGACUUGCCAGCCAAUGGCACCCAUAUGUUCUCUGAAUUGUAGCAUCUCAUAUUGUUCCAGAUUGGGCGUGUUGUAAUAAAGAUAAGCGGUUAGACUUUUGAAAUAAAAUAUAGCUAAUAUUAAGUGUU
Molecule: messenger RNA, 4422 nt
Organism: Rana temporaria (common frog)
Lineage: Eukaryota; Metazoa; Chordata; Amphibia; Anura; Ranidae
Gene: SPECC1
Product: sperm antigen with calponin homology and coiled-coil domains 1
Exons: 15
Coding region: 253-3444 (1063 amino acids)
Biological process (GO): actin cytoskeleton organization
Cellular component (GO): microtubule organizing center; filamentous actin
Molecular function (GO): protein binding
Source: RefSeq, a predicted model, not a curated record